Molecule: messenger RNA, 723 nt
Organism: Gamsiella multidivaricata
Lineage: Eukaryota; Fungi; Mortierellomycota; Mortierellomycetes; Mortierellales; Mortierellaceae
Exons: 3
Coding region: 65-436 (123 amino acids)
Source: RefSeq, a predicted model, not a curated record
ACUCUCUUUUCUUCCUCUCUUCUCCAUCUUUCAUCAUCCUCUCUUCACCCACAUCGACAUCAUAAUGGAAAAGUUCAAGUCUAAAAUUGCCACUCUCCGUAGCGAGGCCGAUGCCUCCAUCGAGCGUGCUGAGGCUGCUGAGCAGCAGCUGGCUGGCGCCAAGGAUGAGGUCACUGCCAAGGAGCAGGAUAUUUUCUCGCUCAAGAACCGUAUUACUCUGCUCGAGUCCCAGUUGGAGAAGACCGAGGCUACUGGCAGCGGUUCCAAGGCUGCUCUUCGCGAACACGAGUUGAAGGCCGAGGAGCUCGAACGUAAGGUUAAGAAUCUCGAGACUGAGAACGAGACCUUGGAGAGCCAGCUGGAGCAGAUGACCGCUAAGCACUUGGAGGUCAAGAACGAGCUCGAGGAGACCUUGCGUGCCAUGGAUGACAUGUAAAAUGAGACCCUCAAGGACUAUACAUAUAUAUAAAAAAAAAAAAAUGAAUCAUUUUAUUCCUUAGACGCGCAACAACUUGUCUUUUUAUUGUUCCCCCUCCUCCUUCCUUCGUCCUCCCUCCACCGAAUUCACCGACUGGACCAUUUGAGGCCCCUUCGUUUUGUCACUUUCAUGUUCGAUAUUAAAAAAAAAACGGAAAAAAAAGACCUGGGUGGUUUGACCAUUCAGUUGAAUUGUAUGACAGAAAUGUAUGUCUUCUUUGUGGGAGUGGUUAGUGGCAGAAAGCA